Molecule: messenger RNA, 2040 nt
Organism: Fulvia fulva
Lineage: Eukaryota; Fungi; Ascomycota; Dothideomycetes; Mycosphaerellales; Mycosphaerellaceae
Exons: 7
Coding region: 1-2040 (679 amino acids)
Biological process (GO): regulation of DNA-templated transcription
Molecular function (GO): DNA-binding transcription factor activity, RNA polymerase II-specific; zinc ion binding
Source: RefSeq, a predicted model, not a curated record
AUGGCACCGAAGAAUGCGCCGAAACGCUUGCAAUCGUUGUCUCCAAGUUCAACAGAUCCAACAGGGAGACAGAAGAGAACGGUAACAGUGCUGGCAUGCAACAGGUGCCGACUAAAGAAAGUAAAGUGCGAUGGGCUCAGACCUGCCUGUGCUACCUGCAACAAGCACUCCCAAAUCUGUCGGUACGACAGUGAAUUGCCAAGGCCCACGCGGCAGAACAAUGAGGAGCUCAGGAACGAGGGUCUCAACUCGCAACAGCAAAUCGCCCGGUUGCAUGCUCAGCCAGAUGCUGGUUCGUCGAUCGUAAAAAACACCUUGGCCACACGAAUGAUCGAUGUGCAAGCUUCAUGGUUGCCACUCGUCCCCGGAAUCACGAUGCCUAGCCCUGAUGCUCGUCCUUCACCCCACAAAGCUGCACGCGCUACUUUACCGUAUACAGAGACCAGCUUGGAGUAUGAAUUGUUCUGCAAGCAUCCGGAUGCAUACCAUAUCAUCGAACCAUACGAACACCCAGACGUUGUUGCAAACACUUUGCUUGGCUUUGGCAGUUCUCCCUUCCGGUAUGGAAUCGAGGAUAGCGCCACACAUGGGCCUCUCAAGGGAGUCAAGCUCUACGAGUCUGCUGCAUUAGUCAUAUCGUUAUACCUGGAAAAUGUGCAUGCUGUCAUCGGAACAUUUGAUGCGGACCUCUUCUUGGGCGACCUGAUUGCCCGAAGACUGCGAUACUGCUCGCCGUUCCUGGUCAACGCAUUGUUGUACUUUGGCUGCCAAGCAUAUACUGCUUUCAACCUCGCUGCGUCUCAGCUGAGUUGGGAGUUCUACGCGGAAGCGAAAAAGGUAUGGCAAGCGGCUGAUGGCAUGGACUCCCUUGCCAAUGUCGCAGCACUUGUAAAUAUGGCCAACGCCGGUGCUCAGAAUGGCCACGACCAAGAGGGCAUGCAUUUCCUGCAAGUAGCUCGGUCGAUGGCAGAACGUCUGGGACUCGAUGACGAUACAAAGCCCCCUGCCUUCUUGCUACGUAAGCUCGUCCCCAAGCCAUUGACUAACGAUCGUCGUUUUCACUCGCAUGUUGCUUGGGGUUAUUUCAUCAUGGUAAACAUGUAUGCUUUUUACUACGGUAUGCCUCCAACAAGAGGAUCCUGCAACCUUCCAAUCCCAGGGUCGGAUCAGUUCCCUUUGCCUAGCUACAUGGGCUCAAGCUUGACGGCAGUCUGUAAAUUUUGGCGCAUAUGCCGAGAAGUCGUGAGACUCUACUCCGGUGACCAGGGGACCAUUCCAUCCCGCGUGCCUUUGGCAGCUAUGGAAUCGAGGUACCAGCAAAUACUAGUACUGUUCAGCAGUGACCCUGCCUUCAAAACCCCCAACUCUGGUCGAAAGCCACAUCACGCCAUGAUCCUCCACAUCUGGUGCCACAGCGCAUUCAUCACCCUCAUGCGCCCCUGGAUCUCCCAAUCCUUCUUCCUCCGCACCUUCACCUCCCCAGCCUCCACGCCCGAAAACAUCAUCGCCGCCUCAAUCCGCCAACUAAAACGCCUCGUCACCGACUUCCGCCUCUUCUACCCCGAAGCCUCCUACAACAUCCAAUGGCACCCCUGCCUCAUCUUCGUCGCCAACGCAACCCUCGCCAACUCAGCAAAUGACGCCGAGUGGAAGUUCUACUUCAUGGCUUGCCUGUUCGGCUACGGAACUUUAAGCCCGGCUUACCGCGUUGCGGAGCUGUGCUUUAAGGGGUUGUUGGCGAUGGCGAUUGAGGAGGGGAAGAUUCCGAUGUGGAGGGCGAGGGGUUUGAGUAGGAUGUUGGAGCAGAGGGGGCAGGGGGCGUUGGUUGGGGGGUCGUAUUCGGGGGUUAGGUUGAAGUUGGAGGGGGCGGGGAGGGAGGAGGUCGGGACUGUGGAGGAGUUGGCGCAGAGGUUUGAGGCUGCUGUUGUGCUUGGUGGGGAUGAGGGAGAGGAGGGUGGGAGUGGGAGUGGGAAUGUGCAUGGGCAUGGAGGCAGUGAUGAUGUUGUGUUUGAUGAGUUUAUUGAUAUGGAGGGAAGGUAA